GCCUCCGACUCCGAGAGCUCGAGGUGAUGCGAGCAACGGAGCCGCCCGCAAGCAAGAGCAAGCGACAUCUCACCACUCACACCUUCACCUCCUCGGCCGCCCAUGGCGACCAUCGCCGCGACUCUCUCCAUCUCCUUCAUCCCGUCUCCAGCUCGCUUCGCCGUCGUCGCCACCACCUCCGCCUUGUCAUCCUCGCGGGCAAAGCGACCCGCGCGGUUCAGGUGCUGCGCGGAGCCCUCUUCCCCAGAGCAGGAGAACCCCUCGACUCCGACUCCGGCCCCGCCCCAGCCGCCCGUGAACCUUCCAGCGUCGCCGUCGUCCCUGUGGGGCAUUUCCACGAGCACCUGGUCUGCGGGCGUCGCCGGUCUGGGGUUCCUGGAGACGGCUUACCUCAGCUAUCUCAAGCUGACGGGCUCCGAGGCGUUCUGCCCCAUUGGAGGCGGAGGCUGCGGCGACGUGCUCCAAAGCGACUACUCCGUCGUCUUUGGGAUUCCUCUUCCACUACUUGGUCUGGUGGCAUAUGGCUUGGUUUUAACACUUUCUCUUCAAGAAAAUGGGAAGAAGUUCCUCCCUGGAAUUGAUGAUCUAGAUAUUCGUUUAACAUUACUUCUGAUCUCUACUUCAAUGGCCACUGCGAGUGCUUAUUUCCUAUAUAUCCUAAGCACUAGAUUUAUUGGUACUUCUUGUUCAUACUGUUUGGCGUCCGCAUUUCUCUCCUUCACUUUAUUUUCCAUCAGAGUAAAGCAGGACUUUGGUUUGGAACGUGUCCAGAAGUUUGUUGGUCUUCAACUGGCAGUAGCAAUUAUUGUUGCCCUUGCUCUGACAAAUUCAUACAGUUCAGCUACAACCCAAUUAAAUGGCACAGAUGAUUUUGUCCUAGAGCCAUAUGAUACAGAGAUAACAACCGAAUCAACCCCAUUUGCUAUUGCACUUGCAAAACAUCUGCGCUCGAUUGGUGCUAAAAUGUAUGGAGCAUUCUGGUGUUCUCAUUGUAACGAACAAAAACAGAUUUUUGGUCGAGAAGCUACAAAAAUUCUGGAAUAUGUUGAAUGUUUUCCUAAUGGAGCUGGCAAGGGAAAGAAAAUGGCUGCUGAAUGUGCAGCUGCUGGUAUAGAAGGUUUUCCAACAUGGGUUAUCAAUGGCGAGGUUUUGGGGGGUGACCAGGAACUCUCCGUCCUCGCAGAAGAAUCAGGCUUUCCUGUUGAUGGAACCGAGCAACCUUAAGGCAUCUAACACAAGAACAAAUUCCACUGUAUUUAAGACGAGUAUUCUAUGGUUCUGGUGAAUCACUCAAAGGUUGUGAAGCCUGAAAACGGUAAUUUCGCACGACAUGCGGAGGGAAUGUGCGUUCCACGAUUGCACAAUAGUACAAGUGUACAACCACUAACCACUGUAACAAUUUAUUAAUCUGUAAAACCUGCUCUUGCCUCAUAUGGAGAACAUAGGAGAUGCCCAGAGGAGACUGAUGUAUAAUCUUUUUGUAGAGUCUGUAGAAUUUGGUGUAAAAUGUGAAAUCCUGCGAGGGUGAAUUGCUUCUCUUCAUCGGCACCUUGUGCAAUGUAUUCUUUGCAAUGUGAUAGUAGUAUUUGUACAGAAGUAUACUGUUCAGACCUCGGUCUUCUACCCUCCUAGGGCCUUUGAUUUGAAUG
This is a messenger RNA of Oryza brachyantha (malo sina), 1649 nucleotides long. Its product is annotated as thiol-disulfide oxidoreductase LTO1. The transcript is spliced from 7 exons. Lineage: Eukaryota; Viridiplantae; Streptophyta; Magnoliopsida; Poales; Poaceae. Bases 103 to 1224 code for a protein of 373 amino acids. The record is from RefSeq and is a predicted model, not a curated record. Gene Ontology annotation, molecular function: oxidoreductase activity.